Lithohypha guttulata is the source of this 447-nucleotide messenger RNA. RefSeq lists its product as uncharacterized. The transcript has a single exon. Bases 1 to 447 code for a protein of 148 amino acids. The record is from RefSeq and is a predicted model, not a curated record. NCBI's taxonomy places the organism in Eukaryota, Fungi, Ascomycota, Eurotiomycetes, Chaetothyriales, Trichomeriaceae.
AUGCUUGAUGAUGUGAAGAGCAGGAUAAGACCUGACGAGGUCGUGCCUCUGAGCUCUACGCGUCGCGCUGUGCCAAUUCACCCUAUCGUACAUGAAGUGAAGCUACCCACUGCUGCAGGCGACGUUCUUACGACUGUAGGAUCCGAAGGCCCUGGCUUACGCGUACAGAACGGGUCUGUAUCACUAACGACAACGCUAAACCCGAUCACUUUGAAACCCUUUACAAUCGAGGAAUUGCGCUCGUACCAUCUGGAGGCUCUUGUUCGUCAAUACUCAACUUCUGAGGCUGCUGAGAAGGCUCGGGAAGAUACAGCGAGGGACCUGAGAAAGAUGUUGGACGACAAUGAGAGGAAGAGUAAAGAGAUCGAGCGAGAUAUGGACGAGAAAGAGAAAACACGUGAAAUAGAAAGAAAGGUGUAUGCCCGGAAGCUGGGUAAAGAAGGGUAG